AUGCCUGUCAACUACCUGAUUCUGCUCUCCCGACAGGGCAAAGUGCGCCUCGCCAAGUGGUUCACCACUCUCUCCCCCAAGGAGAAGGCCAAGAUCAUCAAGGAUGUAACCCAGCUGGUGCUGUCCCGCCGGACGCGGAUGUGCAAUUUCCUGGAAUACAAAGACUCGAAAGUCGUCUACCGUCGCUACGCUUCUCUCUUCUUCAUCGCUGGCUGUGCCUCAACGGAUAAUGAGCUGAUCACCCUCGAGGUGGUGCACCGCUACGUCGAGCAGAUGGACAAGUACUACGGCAAUGUCUGCGAGCUGGACAUCAUCUUCAACUUCCAGAAAGCAUACUUUAUUCUUGAUGAGUUAUUGAUUGCGGGGGAAAUGCAAGAGACCAGCAAAAAGAAUGUUCUUCGCUGUAUCAGCCAGCAGGACAGUCUGGAAGAUAUGGAGGUUGAGGAAGAUGUGGUCACCAAGAUCAUGUAA
Messenger RNA from Penicillium egyptiacum, 471 nucleotides. The record is from the annotation of a GenBank genome assembly. NCBI's taxonomy places the organism in Eukaryota, Fungi, Ascomycota, Eurotiomycetes, Eurotiales, Aspergillaceae.